This is a messenger RNA of Manis javanica (Malayan pangolin), 1372 nucleotides long. RefSeq names its product biogenesis of ribosomes BRX1 (gene BRIX1). NCBI's taxonomy places the organism in Eukaryota, Metazoa, Chordata, Mammalia, Pholidota, Manidae. Gene Ontology annotation, molecular function: rRNA binding. Gene Ontology annotation, biological process: rRNA processing; ribosomal large subunit assembly. Gene Ontology annotation, cellular component: nucleolus. The record is from RefSeq and is a predicted model, not a curated record.
UACAAGAGACCGGAAAGAAGGCAUCAUGGAGCUGGAGGAGGACCACCGAGCCGAGCUACGGUACCAUAGAGACCGGAAGGGGGUGUGGAACGGCAAAGCCGGAAGGAAAACCUAGAACUGAGGCGGUGAGGCAAGAUGGCAGCGACCAAGAGGAAACGGCGUGGAGGCCUAGCGGUUCAGGCGAAGAAACCAAAAAGAGACAAAAAGGAUGCCAGGACGGCAGCUAAGCAGAGCGACAUGGCAGAGGAGGUGGAGCAAGAAGAGAGAAACCGUAUCCCAGGCCCCGUUUGCAAGGGCAGGUGGAAAAAUAAGGAACGAAUUCUCAUCUUUUCUUCCAGAGGAAUAAAUUUCAGAACAAGACAUUUGAUGCAAGACUUAAGAAUGCUAAUGCCUCAUUCUAAAGCAGAUACUAAAAUGGAUCGUAAAGAUAAGUUAUUUGUGAUUAAUGAGGUUUGUGAAAUGAAAAACUGCAAUAAAUGUAUCUAUUUUGAAGCUAAGAAGAAACAAGAUCUCUAUAUGUGGCUCUCAAAUUCACCUCAUGGACCAUCUGCUAAAUUCCUUGUUCAGAAUAUUCAUACCCUAGCUGAACUAAAGAUGACUGGAAACUGUUUGAAAGGUUCCCGGCCCCUUUUAUCUUUUGACCCUGUUUUUGAUGAGUUGCCGCAUUAUGCAUUGUUAAAAGAACUCUUGAUUCAGAUCUUCAGUACACCACGAUAUCAUCCCAAAAGCCAGCCAUUUGUGGACCAUGUGUUUACUUUCACCAUUUUGGAUAAUAGAAUGUGGUUUCGGAACUUCCAGAUUAUAGAAGAAGAUGCUGCUCUCGUAGAAAUAGGGCCUCGUUUUGUCUUGAAUCUCAUAAAAAUUUUCCAGGGAAGUUUUGGAGGACCAACUUUAUAUGAAAAUCCUCACUACCAGUCACCAAACAUGCAUCGGCGUGUCAUACGAUCUAUCACAGCGGCAAAAUACAGAGAGAAACAGCAAGUGAAAGAUGUGCAGAAAAUGAAAAAGAAAGAACCAAAGACUAUUCUUCCACAUGAUCCCACUGCAGAUGUUUUUCUUGUACCAGCUGAGGAAAAGCCUAUAGAAAUACAGUGGGUAAAACCAGAGCCAAAAGUUGAUUUGAAAGCAAGAAAGAAAAGGGUAUAUAAAAGGCAAAGAAAAAUGAAACAGAAGAUGAACAGUGGGAAGGCAAAAUGAAUCAAUGGAUAACUAGAUUUUUUCCUGGUAUUUUGUAUUUAUUUUGUAUUCAGUGUAUAAAUACUUCUGUUAUCCAGGGCUGUAUAUCUAGUGUGGCAUUUAAGAGAAAAAAAAAAUUAAAAAUCUUAACAGCUUCACUGUGUUUUUCUAAAUAAAAUAACAAUUCAUCAGUUAA